This is a messenger RNA of Solanum stenotomum, 435 nucleotides long. RefSeq lists its product as uncharacterized. The transcript has a single exon. The record is from RefSeq and is a predicted model, not a curated record. Lineage: Eukaryota; Viridiplantae; Streptophyta; Magnoliopsida; Solanales; Solanaceae. Bases 1 to 435 code for a protein of 144 amino acids.
AUGUCGGGUUAUGCCAAGUUCAUGAAGAAGUUAUUCACCAAGAAAAGAAGCUUCGACUUUGAAACAAUUGAAGUCUCACAUAGUUGUAGUGCAAUUAUAACUAACGAGAAAAUAAAAAAGAAGGAAGAUCCCGGAGCCUUCACCAUUCCUUGCACUAUUGGUAUGCUCAAAUUCGCCAAGGCUCUAUGUGAUUUGGGAGCAAUUAUAAAACUAAUGCUAUACGCAAUCUAUAAGCAACUUGGAUUAGGUGAACCAAAGUCCACAACAAUGAGGCUUUUGAUGGCAGAUCGAUCUAUCAAGCACCCUGUAGGGAUACAAUAUGAUAUCUUGGUUAAAGUUGGCCGAUUCAUUUCCCCGAAUGAUGUUUUCAUCCUCGAUUGGGAAAUAGAUGCUGAAAUUCUCAUCCUUUUGGGAAGACCAUUCUUGGCAACCUGA